Molecule: messenger RNA, 1539 nt
Organism: Penicillium daleae
Lineage: Eukaryota; Fungi; Ascomycota; Eurotiomycetes; Eurotiales; Aspergillaceae
Exons: 2
Coding region: 1-1539 (512 amino acids)
Source: RefSeq, a predicted model, not a curated record
AUGUUUAGAGACUCCCUAAUCGCAGUGCUGGGCGCACGAUUCCUAGUUCUCGCAAUCCGAAGCAUCACCCCGCUCUGUAUCCUCUACUGCUGCCUGAUAUGGAUGCGUUACUCCCCUAUCAAGCACUGGUUCCCCUUUAUCCUCGGUAUCUAUGCAUCUUUGGAAACUGCGUUCUUUUUCUUGGUCUACGUUCCUCGAUAUCUAUAUCUCCAACAAACAACGACACAGGCGCCGCCAUCAGGAAGGUUACAGGAGCGACAGGCAUUAUUCCAGAAAUGCAUCGAUACCAUACCCGAUCCAGAGAGAUUUAUCUCGUUGUGGAACCGAGGUACGCCGGUAGAAAAGAUCCAUCGAGAGAACCUGAAAGAGUGGGUUUGCUGGGCAUUUCUGAACAAGGGUUCUUGGACGGUCGCGGAAGAUGAUGAGCUUGAGGAAUAUGUUUGCCGUCUGGAGAAUCUGCUUGGUUAUCGACUUCCUGAAGGCAAAGGAUCAUCAAAAUCAAUGAGGGUGUUUCUCGAUUGGGUGAAUAUGUUGCACAGACCUUUGAUCUACUAUGUGGGUGGAGUCGGACUGUUGGAUAUAACCACAUACUUCAGAAUGAGAUACCAAGGAUAUCGGCAUUAUACAGUAUCGUCAUGGUUCCUCAGCUUCCCCUUUCGACCCCAGACCACCCUCAGCAAGCACCGUUCUCCAUCAAAGCACUUCUCCUAUUGGUAUCGACCACAUACAUCACCAGAUACCCUACCAAUUCUCUUCAUUCACGGCAUGGGCAUCUUAUUUUCCUACCAGUCCUUCUUCAACGACUUCUCCAAAUUCACCAAAGAACCCAAUAACGACGGCAUCGGCCUCAUCGCCAUCGAAACCCUACCAAUCAGCUUCCGAAUGUCCCAUCCCGCACUUCUACACGAAGACAUAUGCACGGAGAUUCUCUCGAUACUCGACCACCAUGGCUGGAACAAAUUUGUCCUCACAAGUGCCUCGUACGGCACUGCGAUUUCGUCGCAGCUGCUUCGCGAUAACCGUAUCGCUCCACGCAUCGGGCCCAUGAUCUUGGUAGAUCCAAUUCCAUUCCUCCUCCAUCUCCCCGAUACAACGUACAACUUUACGCGUCGGAAGCCAAGAAGUGUUACCGAGAUCUUUCUGCAUUACUUUGCAUCUACGGAUAUGGGUGCUGCCCAUACGCUCUGCCGUCGGUUCUUCUGGAAUGAAUGUAUUCUGUGGAAAGAAGAUCUUAUGAAUUGCGGACGGCGGACUACCGUUGUCUUCAGCGAGAGAGAUAUGGUUAUUGAUGCUCAUGCUAUUGGAGAGUAUUUGACACGAAAUAGCAACCUCACCGCUAUUGAAGAUCGUGGGCGAGAGGAUGGGGAGUGGAAGAGUAGAUGGUGGACUGGUGGGGAAUUGGAUAUCCUCUGGUUUGAAGGUAUUGACCAUGGGGAGAUUUUGAAUGCCCCGAUCGACCGCAAGAUUUUGAUUGAAGUAGUAUUGAACUACUGCCGUGGUGAAAGCACGCCGGUCACGAGAAGAGAUGCUGUCGAGUAA